AUGGAAGAGGUAUUAAAUAACAUCGAAGACACCACAUAUACAGAAAACACUCCUAUUGCAGGGGCCGAUGUCGUAGAAUGGAAACCAAGAAUAGGUAUAAAGUUUGAAACUAAGGAAGAGGCAUAUGAUUUCUAUAAUUCAUAUGCCGGUCGAGUCGAUUUUAGUAUCCGCAAAGAGUAUUUUAAUAAAAGCAAGAAGACUGGUAAACUGUCAUCGAGAUUGUUAAUAUGCUGCAAGGAGGGUUUUAGGGUUGACGACAUUCGGGACAGUAAUACAAAGACUCCCAGGGCCGAAACACAAACUGGUUGCCUUGCUCGAAUGCUUAUACAAGUUUCCAAGUAUACCCAUAAGUUGGAAGUUACAAAAUUUGUUGAAAGCCACAACCAUCCAUUGAUGAUUUAUGAAUGCAAGCACAUGCUGCCGUCCCAGUGUAGAAUUACCCGCGUUCAGGCAAUUGAUUUGGAAUUGGCUUCUGAUUCAGGAAUAACCCCUUGCAAUUCAUAUGAGUUGAUGGGAAGGCAAGCUGGUGGAAAAGAGUCAGUCGAGUAUAUAAAGUUGGAUUUACAAAAUCAUAUAAGGACCCGAAGACAAAAUGAGCUUGAAUAUGGAGAAGCAUGA
Molecule: messenger RNA, 618 nt
Organism: Cornus florida
Lineage: Eukaryota; Viridiplantae; Streptophyta; Magnoliopsida; Cornales; Cornaceae
Product: protein FAR1-RELATED SEQUENCE 5-like
Exons: 1
Coding region: 1-618 (205 amino acids)
Source: RefSeq, a predicted model, not a curated record